Messenger RNA from Trichoderma atroviride IMI 206040, 1596 nucleotides. RefSeq lists its product as uncharacterized. Gene Ontology annotation, biological process: carbohydrate transport; transmembrane transport. NCBI's taxonomy places the organism in Eukaryota, Fungi, Ascomycota, Sordariomycetes, Hypocreales, Hypocreaceae. The record is from RefSeq and is a predicted model, not a curated record. Gene Ontology annotation, molecular function: carbohydrate:proton symporter activity. Gene Ontology annotation, cellular component: membrane.
AUGUCGUCAGGCGAGAAACAGGAUGAUCUGCACCUUGGUGCAGCUCAUGUCGAUGUCCCGGAGGCAGAGGUUCUUGGAAACAAGGAUCUGAUAAAUGAUGCCAUCGAUGGUGAAAACCAAGAGCAUGAUAUGGGUGUCUGGGAGGCGGUCAAGACACAUCCUUGGGCAUGUCUAUGGGCUUUCACCAUGUGCUUUACUAUCGUUAUGGAAUCCUUCGAUAUGUUCUUGAACGGCAACUUUGUCGCACAAGCGGCCUUCCAAAAGGAAUUUGGUAUUUUCGUUGAAGGCUCCGGAUGGACGAUUCCAACAAAAUGGCAGAGUGCCCUUUUCCAAUCGGGUCAAUGCGGUGCCUUCGUAGGUGUUUUCCUGGCCGGUCCUAUUACCAAUCGUAUCGGAUAUCGUUGGACUACUAUUCUGGGCCUGGUUCUUAUGAACGCCACGAUCUUUAUAUCAUUCUUUGCAAACUCACUUACACUGCUUGUUGUCGGACAAGCCUUGGAAGGUGUCCCCUGGGGAUUCUUCAUUGCGAACGCCCCCGCAUAUGCCAGCGAGAUUGUCCCCCUCCCCCUUCGAGGCGCCUGCACCGCUACUCUUCAAAUGGCGUGGUCCAUCGGCUCGAUCAUCGUUGCGGCUGCGACACUUGGAUAUAAUAAACGUGACGACCAGUGGGCUUGGCGAGUGCCUCUUGCACUUCAGUGGAUCUUCCCCACUCCUCUUUUGAUUCUCAUCUUUUUGGCUCCUGAAUCUCCAUGGUGGCUCAUUCGCCGCGGCCGUAAAGAAGAAGCUCUUCGUUCCAUUGAGCGCCUUGGUGGUAAAUCCGGACAGAAUUCAGGAAACACACUUGCCAUGAUGGAGCGUACCGUUGAGAUCGAGAAACAGAUGGGCGGUGCUCCCACGCUUCUUGAUCUUUUCAAGGGCACCGACCUGCGACGAACGAUUAUUACUUGCUUGAUUUACGCGUCUCAGAACUUUGCUGGCAAUUUGAUUGCCAACCAGGCAACUUUCUUUUUCGAGCAGGCUGGUAUUGGAUCCGAUCGUGCUUUCCAGCUUAACCUGAUCAACUCUUGUCUUCAAUUUGUUGCCAACGCUUGUUCUUGGUUUUUAACUGCCUGGUUUGGCCGACGAACCAUCUACCUAUGGGGAACUGCCACAAACAUCACCCUUCUGUUCAUUCUUGGUAUUUGCGCCUCUAUUCCGCAAAACAACUCCACCAACUACGCCCAAGCUUGUCUCGGUAUCAUCAUCUCUUUCGUUUUCGCCGGGAGCCUGGGACCAAUCUCCUAUACGAUUAUUGCUGAGACAUCCUCUGUCCGACUUCGCGCCCUAAGCACUGGCGUUGGCCGUGCUGCAUACUAUGUUGCGGAAAUUCCCAUGAUUUACCUGGCUUCACAGCUCUUGAACCCCACAGGAUGGAAUCUUGCGGGCAAAUGUGGUUACGUGUGGGGAGGCACUGCUGUCGUGUGCUGGUUCAUGGCAUACUUCUUCCUCCCUGAGCUGAAGCACCGCACUUACCGCGAGACUGACAUUUUAUUCAAUCGUCGCCUUCCUGCUCGGAAGUUCAAGUCAACUGUCAUUGACGUGAGGGAGAACCAUUAA